AUGAGACGAGCGCAACUGAGUCGCGAAGAAGAAAGCGGGAAUGAGGAAGUAAACAGAAGAGUGACUCGGACAGAAACGCGGGCUCACCGACAAGUCUGGUCUGCUUGGAUUUUAGGCAUGGAGGAGCUGGAUGAGAACAGGCGUUACACUGAAGAGUUUAUCGGGACAAGUAGCGCAAAGAUCCCUGAACCUGUCCUUGGAGCGGGUCAGUCUAUAGUCCCUCGGGUACUUCUGUCUUCAAGUAACGAACGAAGAAAGAAGUUGGUCCUACAUGUUGACCUGAACAACACCAUACUGGUGUCGGACACCGCGACGGCACAGGGAACUGUAGCCGCUCUCGACAGCUUUUUAUCCACUGUCACAUGGGGACACAUGAACGAAAAGGGAAGGUGGGAAUGGCUGAGUGACUCCCCCUCUUUGCUCCCACCAUGUGAAGGUGCUGUAAGUUAUUACUGUCAGUUUGGCCGAUCGCCACAUUUCACCUCUGCUGCAGGACGCCGUUUUAAAAGAAUCCUAGAUGAACAUCUGUUUCUGCUGCGCUGGCCUGAGGGACACAAGGCAGACAAAGAUCUGGCAGUAAGGGGAGAGGAUGGAAACCUUUACCACUGGAUCCUCCCCUCGUUCUUCCAGCUGCUUAAAGACUUGGUGCAGGAGGGAAGACAGUUUUCUGUCCUGUUUCGCACGUUUGGAAUGGACCUGCCUCGUGUGCUAAGUGCCGUGUCCAAAGCUCUGACCCAAGGAGUCCACCCACUGUUUCCUGAUCUGCCUGAUCUCAAGUUAAGUGUGAAUCCAACGCCGGGAAAGAUCUGCUGUGCUAAAGGGAAAAUUUCUCUAAGACGGGCUGAAGAACACAUUUCCAGUUGUGAUGGAGAAAGAGGCCUGUAUCAGUUUUUCAGCUCAGUAGAAGGUCUGGGAGGAUUCCAGGAUCACUUUGACUGGUGGGCCAGGAACACCUUCUCUAUCCGUGGUGGUAAGCCAUUGUGGGUUGAUCCUUUUGACCAGCAUGUCCAGCACAUCUUUAUAGAUGACAACAUUCGCCACAAUGAUGAGGACACUGCCGUAUGUCCCAUGGUCUUCUUGGAUGCAGGUGGCACUAAAACACGUACAGCCUGCACUGCUGAGCUGUAUGACAUCACAUUAGUCCAGAACAACCUCCUCCGGGCCAUUUCUGACCCAAACUACUUCACCCAGUGCAUCCGGGUCUGCCAGGAUAACUAUGACAGAAAUCUCCAGCAGGGGGCAGGCUAAUAAAUGAUGCAACAGUCUGAAAUUUAGAGUACUGCACUCCCAAAGCAGACAUAUGCAGUAGACUGUAGAUACAAUUAUACACCCAAAUGCCAAUCACAAGGUUGAUUUGGGAGUUUGGCACUUGGGCAUCAGAUACCCUACAACAAGCAGUAAAUGCACUCCAGAAAUAAACUGGGCUUUCUGCUGACCUAGUGAAGACCCGCAAAAAGAGAAUUUAACUAAGUACAAUCUAACUAAGUACCAAAGUUGCAUGACAAGAAUUUCCCACUGUAGUACAACCUCUCUGACUCAUGGUGCUACAGGAUAAUUGUCCUCUCUGAAUUUUCUGCCAUAUAGUAUAAUUGGGGUCAGAUCUGGUUUCCAGUGAGCCAAAUCCACAGGGUUCUGUUUCAGCAUUUCAUGUGUCGUCCUCAGAGAACGUGCUGCUGGAGAGCCAUUUUUCACUUAAAGCUAAUUUUUUCUUAGGAAGAAAAAACUAACUUCUUUAUAUCCACUCAGAAGUGAGACAUAUCGCUUGAAUAUUUGAAUAUCAUGAAAUAAGUGUUCCAGUUUGAGUAGUUUGAGUUGAAGGUGAUGAUUCAAUAUUAAUGGUCAUAGUGUUUAUUAUAUAAAUGCAGCGCAGUCAGAAAAGAAAAGAAUAAUAAAAAUAUGGCUCAGUGUCUGAGCGCUGAGCACUGUUAAUGAUGUAGAGAUGUUCAUAGUUCUGAUCUUUAACUAUGAUAGUCCACAGAGGGACGUCACUGGUUAAUGAGUUUGGGCCUUGCGAUUCUUUUCAGUUCAUGUGAAAUGUUUGAGGGAUUGAUUUUUUUUUUUUUUUUUUUUUUUGUACAUAUAUUUAAGCUUCCAGAGAGUUUUCAUUGUAGUAUUUUCCUCAGGUUAUUCAGAGAAAUUAAUGCAGACAUUAUGGUCCAUUGAGAUGGCAGCUUGAUGAUACCAGUGGAAUUUUUCUUACAUUGUUUUUUUUUUUUUGGUUUUUUUUGUCCAUGUUUCACACGGAAUUUCCUCAGAUUCUCUUGAAUGUAUAUCCCUUUUAGUCUUAUCUAUUGGCACAUGUCAAAUUAAGUUCUCAAACACUACUGUCAGCACUGUGACAAUGUGUACGGGGAUUUGUGGUGGUUUUUGAG
This is a messenger RNA of Thalassophryne amazonica, 2372 nucleotides long. RefSeq lists its product as uncharacterized. The transcript is spliced from 6 exons. The record is from RefSeq and is a predicted model, not a curated record. Bases 1 to 1248 code for a protein of 415 amino acids. Lineage: Eukaryota; Metazoa; Chordata; Actinopteri; Batrachoidiformes; Batrachoididae.